GGCACUUCCACUUCAAGCCUGAGGACUGCUCUCUGCCUGGUUCCUGGUUCCUGGUCUGCUUCCUCAUUCCUGCUCUGCUUCCUGGAUGCUGGUGGGCUUCCUGGUUACUUACUGGUCUUAGGACAGCUUGGAGAUCAUGGACAUUGAAGCAUAUUUUGAAAGAAUUGGGUAUACAGGCCCUAGGGGGAAAUUGGACUUGGAAACAUUAACUGACAUCCUUCAACACCAGAUCCGAGCCAUUCCCUUUGAGAACCUUAACAUCCAUUGUGAAGAAGCAAUGGAGUUGGACUUGGAGGCAAUUUUUGAUCAAGUUGUUAGGAGGAAGCGAGGUGGAUGGUGUCUCCAGGUCAAUCACCUCCUGUAUUGGGCUCUGACUACAACGGGUUUUGAGACCACAAUGUUGGGAGGUUAUGUUUACAGCAGUGAAAGUGACAGAUACAGCAAAAAAAUGAUUCAUCUCCUGUUGCAGGUGACCAUAGAUGGCAGAAACUACAUAGUGGAUGCUGGGUUUGGACGUUCCUACCAGAUGUGGCAGCCUCUGGAGCUAAUUUCUGGGAAGGAUCAACCUCAGGUACCCUGUAUUUUCCGCUUGAGAGAAGAGGGAGAAAUCUGGUACCUGGACCAAAUCAGAAGAGAGCAGUACAUUCCAAAUAAAGAGUUUGUUAAUUCUGAUCUCCUGGAAAAGAACAAAUACCGAAAAAUCUACUCUUUUACUCUUGAGCCCCGAACAAUUGAAGAUUUUGAGCUUGUAAAUGAAGACCUUCAGACAUCUCCAGUAUCUGUGUUUACAAGCAAAUCUUUUUGUUCCUUGCAGACACAAGAAGGGGUUCACUGUUUAGUGGGCUUCACCCUCACCUCUCGAAAAUUCAGUUAUAAGGACAAUACGGAUCUGGUAGAGUUUAAGACCCUAAAUGAGGACCAAGUAAAGGAAGUGCUGAAGAAUCUGUUCAAUAUUUCCUUGCAGAAAAAACUUGUGCCCAAACAUGGUAAUCGAUUUUUUACCAUUUAG
This is a messenger RNA of Loxodonta africana (African savanna elephant), 1009 nucleotides long. RefSeq names its product arylamine N-acetyltransferase 1-like. Gene Ontology annotation, molecular function: arylamine N-acetyltransferase activity. Bases 137 to 1009 code for a protein of 290 amino acids. Lineage: Eukaryota; Metazoa; Chordata; Mammalia; Proboscidea; Elephantidae. The transcript has 2 exons. The record is from RefSeq and is a predicted model, not a curated record.